Molecule: messenger RNA, 495 nt
Organism: Leguminivora glycinivorella
Lineage: Eukaryota; Metazoa; Arthropoda; Insecta; Lepidoptera; Tortricidae
Exons: 3
Coding region: 58-495 (145 amino acids)
Source: RefSeq, a predicted model, not a curated record
AAUAAAAGCAAUGACUAAAACCGGAGCAGAAUUGAGACCGACUGUCACAAAGCCUAAAUGGACGCCCAAGCACCAACAGGCAGGAGCAGGACCGUCGACAUCGAGGGCUUUAAACUGGAGGGGGCAGCCGUCGUCGGCGUCGCGGCCGCCGCCUCGCCAGAGUCGCCAGACGCCAGCGAGGACGAGCUACACGCGUGGCGGGCGCAGACCGCCGCCGCCGUCCCGCCGCGCGAGCGACCGCCGAGCGCCGCCGCCGCGGCCGCACGCCCGGACCUCGCGCCGCUAGCAUCGGAUGCUGAUACACAACCUCAGUGUCGAACACAAGCUGCACAGGAGCCUUACCCUGGUUGCCGGAGUGUUGUCCGGGCGGCGUUCAUGAGGCAAGGCACUCCUGCAGAAGCGGCAGACAUCAUGCUAGCGUCACUUACAGAAACCACACUUAAGCAAUAUAAUUGUUAUUUAAAGAAAUGGCAUAUAUUUUUUAAACUGACGUAA